This is a messenger RNA of Seriola aureovittata, 2977 nucleotides long. It is a transcript of the gene fgf13b, whose product is annotated as fibroblast growth factor 13b. NCBI's taxonomy places the organism in Eukaryota, Metazoa, Chordata, Actinopteri, Carangiformes, Carangidae. Gene Ontology annotation, molecular function: growth factor activity; fibroblast growth factor receptor binding. The transcript is spliced from 5 exons. Gene Ontology annotation, cellular component: cytoplasm. Bases 891 to 1646 code for a protein of 251 amino acids. Gene Ontology annotation, biological process: positive regulation of gene expression; fibroblast growth factor receptor signaling pathway; animal organ morphogenesis. The record is from RefSeq and is a predicted model, not a curated record.
UGUAACAUGUAAAUAUCAUGCCACGUGGGGUUCAGGGCUACAGGUGCCCUAAGAGAAAGAGCUGCCCAAACCUCCUUCAUCUCCGACCCCCUCCCCACACCAGACACACACACACACACACACACACACACACACACACACACACACACACACACACAGAUAACACGCGCACACAUACACACAUCCUCUCCAACCCCCCCUCCUCGUUCGUCUUCCUCGGGGCGGGCAGGGCUGCAGCAGUUUUAUGAACGGCACGGCUGCAUCAUGAUCCCUCUCCCACUGAACCAGCCCCGAGCUGUUUCAUUGACAAACAUUCCGGUUGCUGCAUUUCUGUCACGGACAGCGUCGAGGAGCGGAGCAUCGCCGGGGGAGCGGUGCAGAGCAGCAGCAGCAGCAGCAGCAGAAGAGGAGGAAGCAGCAGCUGCAGUCAUCAUCGACAUCAACCGCCGGUGUCGUUCGCACCAGCUCUUAAGCUGUUGAUUCGCCACUUGGACCCGGACCGGAGCCUCGCGCACACCCUCUUCAUCCUGCACGCUCUCUCGGGACAGCCAGAAGAAGCACCUUGGAGGGGGGAGGGGGCGAGGGGGGCAGACAGCUUUUGCCACUCCGACCCCUUGGGGGAUGUGAGGCGGCGUCGUUAACGCUCACUCUGUGGCACAUUACUGGAUUUGUUUGAACGACUUCCAUGAAGCGCCCGGACGCACGGAUGGAGGAUUCUGGACGCUUUUUAAAAACACGGAUAUCUGCGAGACUGCAGCGGCCGGUGUGUGAUGCGAACUGAGCCGUGGGUGGUGUAGACCCCCUCCCCGCACCCCACACCCCCAUCGCCUUAUCCGCGAACUCUCCUUCCAACCGGGACGCACAGCCUUGUUUCACUCCACCGGGGGAACAUGUCCCGGGCAGCGGCUAUCGCCAGCUCCCUGAUCCGCCAGAAGCGGCAGGCGAGGGAGCGGGAGAAGGCGAACGCUUGCCGCGGCAGCGGCAGCCCGAGCAACAGCAAAGGCACAAACGAGAAGCCGAGCAAGCUGAAUGUGUUCUCGCGUGUCAAAUUGUUUGGAUCGAGGAAGAAACGGAAGAGAAGGCGACCACCAGAGCCCCAGUUAAAGGGCAUUGUGACCAGACUUUCCAGUCGCCAGGGCUUCCAGCUGCAGAUGCAGCCUGAUGGAACCAUUGAUGGAACCAAGGAUGAGGACAGCACCUAUGCUGUGUUCAACCUGAUCCCGGUGGGGCUUCGUGUGGUGGCCAUCCAGGGCGUGCAGACCAAACUCUACUUGGCAAUGAACAACGAAGGCUUUCUCUACACCUCUGAACAUUUUACCCCAGAGUGUAAGUUCAAGGAGUCAGUGUUUGAGAACUACUACGUCACCUACUCCUCCAUGCUGUACCGGCAGCAGGCAUCGGGCCGGGCCUGGUACCUGGGACUCAACAAGGAGGGUGGAAUCAUGAAGGGGAACCACGUCAAGAAGAACAAGGCCGCUGCACACUUCAUACCGAAACCGCUCAAAGUGGCCAUGUACAGGGAGCCCUCCCUCCAUGACCUGACAGAACUCUCACGGUCAGGUAGCGGCACGCCGACCAAGAGUCGCAGCGCUUCGGCCCUACUUAACGGCGGAGGGAAGACGCCAAGCAACAAUGACUUAUCCUAGCCCCACCACCCCUCACACACACACACACACACACACACACACACACACACACACACACACACACACACACACACAAACACACACAUAUACACAAGCACGCACGAACACAUGCACAUGAACACACACACACACACACGCACAGAUCUCAGGCCGACAUGCCCACACAUCAGGCUGGUGAGGGGUAGGAGGAGGCAAGGAGAAAAUGAAGGAGAACAGGAAUGUGUUCUUCCACUUCACGGAGCCCACUGUGACUGACUGUGAUGUAAAUAAAUCAAGGACAAUCAAUCCAUCUGCCUCUGCUGCUCUGGUCUGCAGAGGGACAGGACCUGUGAAUCUCUUCCCUUGACUACUCUUCCUGCUGUAUCAUACCCAGAUAGAACAAGGGAGGGAGAGAAAGAAAGGAAGGAUAGAGAAAGUCAGUCAGUCAGUCACACAGUCCUAUAAACAGACUGUUACAGAGAACCAAAGAGUACAAGUAUUAACUAACUAUGGUAUGUGCUAUGAAAAAGGCAAGUGGCAAGAAAGUUACAGAGCGACAAAGGAAGGAGGAACGUCUUAUCUAUUCUACCGUACGCUAUGUUUACACAGAGCUCAUGGGGUUAAGUCAUAUUUUUAAAAAUGACGAACGUAUUCCUUGUACACUUAUGAGGACUGAUCAUUUGUUUGCAUGCAGGUGCGUCUGUGUGUGUGUGUGUGUGUGUGUGCGUGCGUGCGUGCGUGCGUGCGUGUGUGUGGGUGUGCGUGCGUGUGUGUGCGUACGUGUGUGUGGUCAAGUACAUGCUGUGCUUGCAGUAGGUGUGUUGUGUGUGUGGGCAAGUGAGACCGAGUGUGUGCGCACACGUCUGGGGGGGGGGAUUUUACCUUUUUAAGAUCUGUUGUAUAUCAGACAAACCUCCUGAGGGCUUUAGCAGGUUAAAAUAAGGUUUACUGUAUAUGCUUCCAUGCUUACUUCUUACAAGCAAUGCUGUUGUUUAUCUUUCCGUUUGUUGUUGUUGUCCCUUGCUGUUUGUUUGUUUGUUGUUGCAUGGAAGCUUGUGGACCUCUGCUCAGUAGCAGCAUGCUGAAGGUCCUUUUUUUCUGGUCUUAUGUGUUCCUGACCAAAAGAGAACACUAGUGAGCCAAUAGUGUCAUACCACAACACUAGUGAACCAAUGUGAGGGUGUUAGAACACUACUGGACCAAUAGUAUUGCACCAGAACAUGAGUGGACCAAUGGUGUUGGACCAGAACUUUGGUUAACCAAUAGGAGCACAGAUUAACUUAAUAUUUUGGUUCCUGCUGUGGACAAACUAGAAAUGCACUAAAUAAACUCUUUCUAAAGAAGUGAAACAA